Messenger RNA from Lutra lutra (Eurasian river otter), 675 nucleotides. Its product is annotated as protein limb expression 1 homolog. Bases 1 to 327 code for a protein of 108 amino acids. NCBI's taxonomy places the organism in Eukaryota, Metazoa, Chordata, Mammalia, Carnivora, Mustelidae. The record is from RefSeq and is a predicted model, not a curated record. The transcript has a single exon.
AUGCGCAGUCACAUGGCCCUGGACUGGAUCAUGAAGGAGAAGGAGUCACCAGGAAUCCUCUCUCAAGAGCUACGGAUGGCCCUGAGGGAGUUGGAGGAAGCCAGGAAAGCGGGACAGAACUGCGGUUUACAAAGAAAAGAAAGAAUCCUUAGUUUAGCCCUGACUCAGAUCUACAGUGAUCUUGACACCUCCUCACCCAGUGAUGAUCAGCUGAGCCUAACGCCCUUUGUGGUUACCACUAGCAAGCCAAGUCCCGCUGCCCCGAGCUUGGCAGAGGCCGGACUAACAUUAGAAAGCUCAGUGAAGGAGGUCCAUCCCAGGCUUUAGCAGCUACAGCUACUACCUGAAGGCUGUACUAAUUUUUCCCAUCCAUUCCAUUCACAGAAUUUGAGAGUAGUAGGACCCUUACAGGACCCAACGUCCCAAUCGAUGCAAUUUUCCCAUCAUGCUUUCAAGACUUCCGCCUCUUACUGAAGGAUGGAGGAAAGCUUGUUGGAAAAAUAUUUUCCCGGUUUGGCUUCAGCCUAAAGCCCUGGUGACAUGUGCCUUGCUAGAUUCUAUGUGUUGUUAUAACAAUGGGCCAGUGUAGCAUCCCCCAAAAGAACAUCAGCCAUCAUUGGGGAAAGGAGCAUGAUAGCAAUUUUUUUAAAAACUUGGGAUUAAAUAAACAAUAUA